Monopterus albus (swamp eel) is the source of this 4193-nucleotide messenger RNA. RefSeq names its product solute carrier family 1 member 9 (gene slc1a9). The record is from RefSeq and is a predicted model, not a curated record. The transcript has 15 exons. Gene Ontology annotation, molecular function: neutral L-amino acid transmembrane transporter activity; glutamate:sodium symporter activity; L-glutamate transmembrane transporter activity. Gene Ontology annotation, biological process: L-aspartate transmembrane transport; L-glutamate import across plasma membrane. NCBI's taxonomy places the organism in Eukaryota, Metazoa, Chordata, Actinopteri, Synbranchiformes, Synbranchidae. Gene Ontology annotation, cellular component: plasma membrane. Bases 2025 to 4010 code for a protein of 661 amino acids.
UAGUGAUUAUAACUAUAAAUGCUCCUGUGGGUACCCAUAAGUGGACACAGGUGUUUAUACAAAUAAUGAAUGGCAAUAUGGUGAAACACAGUCUUAAAAAUGUAAAAUGUGUAUUUAUAGGAGAAAUAUUGUACAAUAGUAAAUGCAUAAAAGUGUAUACAUCUGCCUAUAACUACAUUGUAGUGUGUUAUAAACCAAUUAUUAAAUACUCAUAUAGUCCUUAUGCUAAAUAUAAAAUGCUAAAUAUCGGGAUUUCAAGUCAAGUGUUACCAAUAUCUUUCUGAUUGACCUAAAUAUUUGCUAAAUGCACUGUCAGCAACCACUCACAUUUAACCAGAAUUUCAACCAACCAGUAAGCCCACAGUCUGGGUCACAAGUGUAGAAUUUUAUUUAUCUAUUUAUUUAUUUAUUGAAUCUUUUCAGAUGUUUAUUGUGAUUUUAUGAUCAGUUUUAGACCUAUUUGGAUGGCUUUCACUGCCAUGCAGGAAAGGAAGAGGUUGUACAGGUUUCAUACCAAGGAGAGUUUGCAUAUUCAUAUCAGCAAGUCACAUUAUUACACAACAUUGUAUUUGAUAGUUGAGAAGCUCCACUAAUAAAUCAGUCUUGACCCCUCCAUAAAGCCAUCAUAGGUCUACAUUCUUGAUGAUACAGAGCAGUGUCUCUGGAAUGAAAAACCUGACACUCCUCAGCUUUUUUAUCACUUUAUUUCUAAUUCUGUGUAUUGAUAAAGUGUCAUGAAAAAACUUAGACCCUUUCAUGUGUAACAUGUAGCAGCUCCACCCUUGGGCCUCCAUAAAUUUUGAUGCCUCACUAACUGACACCAAUAUCUGACAGAGGAUCCCUCAGAGGGAAGCUGCUACACAGAUUUCUCCACUCAGUGCAGAGUCAUAGCGCCCUCCUGUGGAAGGGAGGAUAAUAAGGUUGCCACCCCCCUACCCUCCCAUGCAGAAAGGAUACUUUAUGCACAUAGUGUACUUUCUUUAUUAAUUUUUAAAAAUGACAACAGUGAUUCCUCCUUUCAUGAUAAAAGUUUAAAUAAGUAACAGAAAGAGACAGUGAGAAUGAGGCAGAAAGAAGAGAGGAAGGGGAGGAUGGUAAGAUUUGACAGGGGGGGUGGUGGAGCUCAGAGCACCAGGCUGUUGUAUUAAUCUGCAAAUUUUUUCAGAUGACGCAAAGACUGUGACUUUGCCUCCUGUUCCCUCUCCCUCUUCAUCGCCACGUCCCUCCUCUCUCCCUGUCUCUUCCCGAAGCCUCGCACUUGUCGGAUGGGAGACAGGGACACACAGCAGGUUUCACAAAGAUAGGCUUGCCAUCAAAGGGGAAUGCCUCCUGGUCUGCAGCCUACCUGACAGAGCAGUAAUACCUGUGUCCUGUUACUAGGAAAUCUAGGAUUUAGUUAGACCAGAGCCACCAGGGCAGCGCAUCUUGAGCUGGUUCCUAGAGGCCAGCUACGUUUCAUCUCAAGGCAGCUGUGACAUUUCCUGGAGCAGGAAAAUAAUCUGCUGGGGGAGAAAGACAGACUUGCAGCACAACUUCAGGACCUCCUGCUCAGACGACAAAACCAGCUUGCCCUGCCAGAGAUGAUUGCAGACUCUGUAACACAUUUAUCAGGAAUUUAAAUUGCUUUACAAUGGAUGUAUUUUGAAAAGCUCAUGGCCUCUCCUGGUCAUAUUCCAAAGAGCAUACUGGAGCUUAUCUGCAUGCUGUGGUUGUUAAACCUUAUCAACACUCGGGAUAAAGCAUCAGACCCUUCUAACCACCUAGUCUAUGACUGAAUUUCAAGACAAAAAGAAACCCCUUCCCCCUCCUUUCCUUGGUACUCCAUUCACUGAGGAUUAUAUCUCUGCAAUUGGCAGGACAUUUUCCACCCCCAAAAUAUACAAUUCCAGAUCACGCUGGCAAGACUUUGAGUCUGGACUGGCGAUUGUUGCAGAGACUAAAACGGGGCAGAGAUACUGUACGGCCAGAGGGAGCAGGAGAUGAGAAGGUGGAGGUGAAAGUGUGACUACAGAUGGAAUAGCAGGAUGACAAACCAGCUGACAGCCAACCAGUCCAACACAAACAAAGAGAAGGAGAAAGAAGAAAACCAGCGAGAUGACACAAAAGAGGUUGUGUAUAAAGAUGCUGGCUACUGCAGCCGCAACACCCACAACCUGCUGCUGGGACUCACUGUUAUGGGUGUUGUUAUGGGAGCAGUGUUUGGGAUGCUGCUGCGGUACAUGACGGUGACAGACUACUCUGCCCUCACUGUGGUUUCCUUCCCUGGAGAAAUCCUAAUGAGGAUGCUGAAGAUGCUCAUCCUGCCUCUAAUCAUUUCCAGCCUUAUCACAGGAUUGGCUGGUCUAGACGCGCGCUCUAGUGGCAGGAUGGGUAGUCGAGCCAUGGUGUACUACAUGUCGACCACUGUAAUCGCUGCCAUCCUUGGAGUCAUCCUGGUGCUGGGGAUCCACCCAGGGAACCCCAAACUAAGGGGGAGCACGACGAGCACAAGCACAGAGAACCAGGAGGUCAGCAGUUUGGAUGCCUUCCUCGACCUGAUUCGAAACCUCUUCCCUGAGAACCUGGUGCAGGCCUGCUUCCAACAGGUCCAGACAGUGCUGAAAAAGGUGCCGGUUGCAGGACAUAACCAAACUGAGCACAUUUUUGUGAACGGGAAGAAACUGGAAUACAAGUGGGGCAUGAAUGUCCUUGGCUUAAUCGGCUUCUUCAUCACCUUUGGCAUCUGCAUGGGCAGGAUGGGUGAACGGGGGAAGAUCAUGUGUGACUUCUUCAACAUCCUCAACGAGAUUAUCAUGAUGAUGGUUUCCCUUAUCAUGUGGUACUCUCCUCUUGGCAUCGCCUCUCUGAUUGCGGGGAAGAUUGCAGCCAUUGGAGACCUAGAGGUGGUGGCCAGGCAGCUGGGCAUGUACAUGGUGACCGUCACUGUGGGCCUGGUGAUCCACGGCGGCUUGAUCCUACCUGCUAUAUUCUUCAUUAUCACCAGAAAAAGCCCGUUUGUUUUCUACUCUGGAAUCUUCCAGGCUUGGCUCACUGCUCUGGGCACUGCUAGCAGUGCAGGGACGUUACCUGUCACCUUCCGCUGCCUGGAGGAAAAUCUCAAGAUUGAUAAGCGCGUGACUCGCUUCGUGCUACCCAUAGGUGCCACCAUUAAUAUGGACGGCACUGCUCUGUAUGAGGCUGUGGCAGCCAUCUUUAUUGCUCAGAUGAAUGACAUCACCCUGGAUAGUGGACAGAUCCUCACUGUCAGUAUGACAGCCACUCUUGCCAGUGUUGGAGCUGCCAGUAUUCCCAGCGCUGGACUGGUGACCAUGCUGCUCAUCCUGACAGCUGUCGGGUUGCCCACCCACGACAUAAGUCUGCUCAUCGCUGUCGACUGGCUGCUUGACAGAAUGCGUACCUCCAUCAAUGUGGUGGGUGACUCAUUUGGUGCCGGGAUCGUGGAUCACUUGUCCAGGGCAGAGCUCGCUGAACUUGACGCAGCAGAAAUGCAAAUGCUCCUGCCAGAGGAGGAGCUCAAUUUCAUCCCUCCACCACCAAUCCUCACACAAAUGGACCUGGUCGACCCUCUCAAACCGCCCGAGCUGCCUCCUCGCUCCCCUCGCCCGCCCAAACAAAACAACCAUGGCCACAUUCUCUCUCAGUCCCGCUCCAUCACUUAUUCCCCAUCCCGUUCUAUCCGAUCUCCAUCUCCUCGCUCCAUCCGUACUCCUUCUCCGCGCUCCAUCUGCUCCCAUUCUCCCCGGCCUUUCUGUACUAAUUCACCACACCUCCUCAACAGGACGGAGCUGGGCUACUGCUCCCUGCCCAGUCAUGAUAACCAGGUGCCCACACUGCUUCGCUCCCGCAGAGAGAAAGACAGGGAGCGGAAGCAGCUGAGGCGAGAGAGUGAAACAGAAGAGGAGGAGGAGGAGGACAGAGAGAGGGUUUUGGGUGAAAUAAGUGAUGACGAAGACAGUGAUGACACUGCUUAUGAUCGGAGGCAUGCUAUCCCACCGGGUGACCUUCCAUGAUUGGAUUUUACUACCAAAAGGCUUCCCAAAUGAUUUGUUUCCAUAUGUCAGCAGCUUUUCCCACUUUAGUGCACCACUCUGCUGUUGAGCAAGCAUCCAGAGGAGGUCCACUGUAGAUUUCUGACUGGUUACCCAAAAGUAAGGACAAAAAAAAUACAAACAUCAAUUUCAAAUACAAUGGGC